ACCCCUUCCCCGCUCCGCCGCCGGGGCAGAGCUGCGGCCCGGCGGUGCCAGCAGCAGCAGCAGCAGAAGCAGCAGCAGCAGCAGCGGCCGCCCCUUUCUUCUUUUUCCUCCUUCUCCUUCCCGUCCUUCUCCCCUCCUUCCCUCCUCGGCCCGCCUCCCUCCGGCGGCACCACCUCCGCCCGGCAGCGCAGCCUGCCCGGCCGCCCCUCCGCGCCCCGCUGCCCUCCCAUGCGCGGCGCUGCGCCGGCCGCGGAGGCACAGGGGACGCCGCGGAGCCGCCGCCGCCGCUGUGUAGAAGAAAAUGUCAGUCAGCAUGCAUGAAAAUCGCAAAUCUAGGGCCAGUACUGGCUCCAUAAACAUAUACUUAUUCCACAAGUCAUCCUAUGCUGAUAGUGUCCUUACUCACCUGAACCUUCUGCGUCAACAGCGUCUCUUUACAGAUGUACUUCUCCAUGCUGGAAACAGGUCAUUCCCCUGCCACAGAGCCGUUCUGGCUGCUUGCAGCCGCUAUUUUGAAGCAAUGUUCAGUGGGGGGCUGAAAGAGAGCCAGGACAGUGAAGUCAACUUCCAUAACUCCAUUCAUCCAGAAGUCCUGGAGCUGCUUCUGGACUAUGCGUAUUCCUCCAGGGUUAUCAUCAACGAGGAGAACGCGGAGUCGCUGCUGGAGGCCGGCGACAUGCUGGAGUUCCAGGACAUUAGGGAUGCUUGUGCAGAGUUUCUGGAGAAAAACCUUCAUCCCACCAACUGUCUCGGCAUGCUGCUGCUGUCGGAUGCUCACCAGUGCACCAAGCUUUAUGAACUCUCUUGGAGGAUGUGCCUUAGCAACUUCCAGAGUAUUAGUAAAAGCGAAGACUUCCUCCAGCUGCCCAAAGACAUGGUAGUGCAGCUCCUUUCCAGUGAAGAAUUAGAAACAGAAGAUGAAAGGCUGGUAUAUGAAUCAGCUAUCAACUGGGUCAACUACGACCUGAGUAAGCGUCACUGCUAUCUGCCCGAGCUCUUGCAGACGGUGAGGCUGGCCCUCUUGCCAGCCAUAUACCUCAUGGAGAAUGUGGCAAUGGAAGAACUUAUCACCAAGCAAAGGAAAAGCAAAGAGAUAGUAGAAGAGUCGAUACGAUGCAAGUUAAAGAUCUUGCAGAAUGAUGGAGUAGUCACUAGUCUGUGUGCCAGGCCCCGUAAAACUGGCCAUUCGCUUUUUCUUUUGGGUGGCCAAACCUUUAUGUGUGACAAGCUGUACCUGGUGGACCAAAAGGCAAAGGAGAUCAUUCCGAAGGCUGACAUACCGAGUCCGCGGAAAGAGUUCAGCGCUUGUGCCAUAGGCUGCAAAGUGUAUAUCACUGGGGGACGGGGAUCAGAAAAUGGAGUCUCCAAAGAUGUGUGGGUGUAUGACACUCUUCAUGAGGAGUGGUCGAAGGCUGCUCCCAUGCUGGUAGCUCGGUUUGGGCAUGGCUCUGCCGAGCUGAAGCACUGCUUGUAUGUCGUAGGAGGACACACCGCAGCAACGGGUUGCCUUCCAGCUUCCCCUUCAGUAUCCUUAAAGCAAGUCGAACAAUAUGACCCCGUCACCAACAAAUGGACCAUGGUUGCCCCGCUGCGAGAGGGAGUGAGCAACGCAGCUGUAGUCAGUGCGAAGCUUAAGCUGUUUGCUUUCGGAGGUACCAGUGUUAGCCACGACAAGCUGCCCAAAGUUCAGUGCUAUGAUCAGUGUGAAAACAGAUGGACAGUACCAGCCACCUGCCCCCAGCCCUGGCGCUACACAGCUGCAGCUGUUCUGGGUAACCAGAUUUUUAUUAUGGGUGGAGAUACCGAAUUCUCUGCAUGCUCCGCUUACAAAUUCAACAGCGAGACGUACCAGUGGACUAAGGUGGGAGAUGUGACAGCCAAGCGAAUGAGCUGCCAUGCAGUGGCAUCUGGAAACAAGCUGUACGUUGUUGGAGGCUACUUCGGCAUUCAGCGAUGCAAAACGUUGGACUGCUAUGAUCCCACGUUAGAUGUAUGGAACAGCAUAACAACCGUGCCCUAUUCGCUAAUUCCCACGGCGUUUGUCAGCACGUGGAAGCACCUCCCCUCAUAAUUGUGUGUGUGUUGCAAUUAGAAAUUAUCAGUUGCCUCCAUUAUUUGGAGAAGAGAAUUGGAACCUCAGAUCUGGAGAAAUGGUUUUAAUGAAGAAGAAUCGUUCAGCGUCUCUUGCAUUUGAAGAAAAUCAUCUGCACCUUGUAAAUUACCUAACCUAGACAUGAAGGAAUGGGAGGAAAAAACUGUCUUCAGUGCUUCAGCACGUGGUUUAAGUAUGAAUGAAUGAACCUAUGAUCUGGUCCUUGUGCUAGUAAUUGUGGAUUAAUGCCACUAUUAUUCAGUCCUUCAAAAGAGACAGGACUUCUCUGAGCUGUGCAGCACACAACUCUUGAUUUCCGUGGACUCUGCUGUUUGUAUGUGAAAUUUGAAAUGGUUGUCACCUCCCUUUGUGACGGCUUGAAGUGCCAGCUCCAGCUGCAGGGGAAGCGGGCCAGGUCUGAAGCAGUGCGAUACCGCUGUGGGUGAAGAGACAGCGGUACGGCUGGAGAACUCCGCUUACUGGAGUGUGCUGGUCUGUGGGCAGCGCCUACAGCAUCUCCUGGACCCCAUGCUGCAACAUGCAGCGAGCAACCUCCCACUAGAUAAGGAAGAACACAGUGGUGAAAUGUUCUUGCAACAGUGGCGAACAAAAGUGACAUCCCCCAAAUGCUCAUUGUUCCCUUUCCUCCCUGUAUUUAUAAGUAAUUCAGACUGUCCCAUUCCUGUUAUGUUACUUGUUGUAGAUAUAGUUAUUUAUUGUUCUGUGCUUGCAUGCUGAAACAAUGCCUGCAAUUGUCUUCAUGUUGUAAGGGCUUGUGUGAAUUGUCGUAUGUUUUGCACAUUUUGUGAUCGCUGACUUGCUCUGCUGCACAAAGAAAGAAAACUGCUGGGUAAUGGUUGGAGGUGGGAGGGAGGGAGGGAGGGGUGGCUUCCUGGUUGGAAAUGGAAGGAUUACAAGGCAGGACCUUAAAUUACACCCAUACUAAAGGAAGAAGCCAUGGAGGUCACUUUCUCAGGCCACCAGCUCCCCAGGUUGCUUGUGGUGUGUCUUGUAGAUGGUGUCCUUGCUACAUGCCGUUUGCUGGUCAUGCCUUUCAGUUUCUAAUCUGGAAAUACCCAAAAUCACUUGCAGCUCUCUCUUUGUGCAGCUACCUGAUUGCAACGCAAAUACUGUGGAAUAGCUUCUGGAUACCAAGCCCAGGUGAAGUUGUUGUCCAAAGUUAUUUAUUUAUUUAUUGGAUUAGAAAAGGGGAUACUUUCAAUAUUAGCCACAUCAACCUGAAUAAGUGGAGUGUGGCUGAUUCAAGAAUAAAAGCAAAAAACCUCAAGAUAUCUUAGUGAUGAAGUCUUUUUUUUUUUUUUUUAAUAAAAAAAAUAAGGAAAAAAGAGCAGCAAUUUUGCACUGACCAGAUUGCCUCAUCAACUUGGAUUUCAGAUGAUCAUCUGAGUGGGCAGGUGUGAAAGACCCAAGUGCUUUAGCAAAACUCCCAUGGGGAUAGAAAAUGAAUUUCAAAACUCCUAGUCUUAAAAACAAGCCUCAGACUCUUCUGCCUUUUCUUUUCCAUAGUCAGGUAUGUAUGUAAACACUUGGUUGCUCAGGAGCAUCAGGUACAGUCCUGAGAAACUAAACUUUUACUUUUAAAUAUAUUUUUUUCUGUCUGCUCUUGAGAUAGACACAAACCUACUCUUUUCCUUCUGGACUUCAGAAGCUUGUUUUUCACAGGUGCUUUCUUUGCCAGAUUCUGUUAUGAAGCAUGUAUUGUACCGUGUUUUUUUCUAAAUGUUUCUGGAGCCCAACUUAACUGGCACAUUCAGUAACAUGGUUGGUGUGUGCUGUGUUAUAAGUAAACAGCUGCAUGCGUGCAUGCAAAACAAAAAUAGUCACAUUGGUGAUGCUUGCCUUUCUCUGUGUGACAGUGAUGUAGCUCUAGUUGUGAAAGCUUUGUCAUCUGAAAGUAGUUACACUGGUCACUGGAAGUUUCUCUGUGCUGCCUUAAGUUUGACUUGGUGUUUGGAGUAGACCCUUACAUUUCAGAAAUAGAGUACUUGGAGUUCUGUGAAUACUGAGACAAUAUAAAUUAGCAAAGGCAUUAGCAGCUUUUUUCUUUUUUUUUUUUUUUUUUUAAGGGUGAGGCCCAGCUAGAUGCAAACAGUUAUAGUUCCUCUGGUUAAACUGAUUUGUUGAAAUGAUAGAAUAAAAAAGUGUGUAAACCCACAACCUCCCUCUGCCCAUCAUUGGUUCCUUUCUCCUAGCUGGCUUUCAAGCAAUAGGAAAACAUCUUAAGUAGGAUAGAUCUUCCCUCUGUAUCCCUUAGCUUGCACAGGUUGCCCUGCUGAAGGCUUGAACUGCUGGUGCCUCGCAUCUUGUGGGUUGCUCCCGCGAGUGCAAAGUGAGCUAUCACAUCAGACAUCCCGUGUUUUGCAUGUCCUCUCCCCGGGUGCUAGUGACUACAUGAGGUACGAGGAAGUGAAGAACCAGGUCCCCCAGGGCCCCUUUCCUUGAAUAAGGGCGUACAGGUUCAAGACCUGUUUUACCCUGUCAAACUGAUUACAGUACGGACGUGGAGCUGCCCUGCACCUCUCUGCUUAGCUUGUAGCACAAAUGCUCCGCGGCACCGUGCAGCUUCCGAAAGCAGGAUGAGUUUUCUGCAGCUGUUUCCAAAGUUGUGGUCUGCUUUCAAGCCCUCGAUACUAAUUCCUGUGUGUAGGCUGAAGGAAGCUGGGGCCAGGGUGGGCCUCUGGCUCUGCAGGGAAUAAAUACGCUGGGCUCUUGCUCUGAACUGGUGUGGGAAUCCUGGCUGGCUGCUGGACCGUUCCCGUCCUGCUGAACACCCCGCGCUUUGAAGCGAGUGCAGUUCACAACGGAGUGCACACAAAAACCUUGGCAUAAGACGAGAAGGUUCCCCUUAUUUUGCAGGCUGGUUGCUGUAGAAACAUGUAACAAAGGACAGCCUUCCUCUUCUGGUAUAAUUGUGCAGCCCCUUUUCUCUAGGUCUGACACCUGUCUGAAUAAGAGUGAUUAGAGCACAAUAAUGUUCCCUUUCCUGGCUAUUGAAGAUGUGGUUCAUGUACUAAAAGAAAACUGUACAAGUGAAGAAGUAAAAUGUCUAUGUUGUGUCUUUUUGUUUGCUACUAUGUCUUAAGGUUUUGUAAAACUUGCAUAUAUAUUGUUUUUUUUUCACAAUGUGAAACUGAAGGUCAAUAAAUUAUUUGAGAUUUUCUCUCCA
Molecule: messenger RNA, 5279 nt
Organism: Cygnus olor (mute swan)
Lineage: Eukaryota; Metazoa; Chordata; Aves; Anseriformes; Anatidae
Gene: ENC1
Product: ectodermal-neural cortex 1
Exons: 3
Coding region: 302-2071 (589 amino acids)
Molecular function (GO): protein binding
Source: RefSeq, a predicted model, not a curated record